Punica granatum (pomegranate) is the source of this 1268-nucleotide messenger RNA. The record is from RefSeq and is a predicted model, not a curated record. Lineage: Eukaryota; Viridiplantae; Streptophyta; Magnoliopsida; Myrtales; Lythraceae.
AUUGCAAAUUCCCCGGUUGCUUGUCACAUCACGUUUCAGGCAGGUCUCGCUCCCUUCUUCUCCUCCCUCAACAGUCUCUGGCUGCGGCGGUAUCACCACAGCCACUCCCGCCUCUCCGUCGGUCGCUUUCCGGUUCAUAUUGCCGUCUUCUACCCUAACUUCCUGCGUACAAUGGAGGAGGGAGGUAAGAUGUUAGAGGCCAGUUUGACGGAGGACGAGUAUGGAGAUAUUGAGAUGCUUGAUGCCGAGGAGGGUGAGUUAGUCGACCCCGAUUCCAUGAAUGAUCAGAGGCAGUCCAGUGCCGAUGAUUCCAAGGGUUUGAAGCAAGAGAAGGGAAGUAAAAAUCGCAGGCGGAGGGCCAACAAGAAGAAGAAUAAGAGGAAGAGGAGUGGCCCAGAGACUAAUGUCACGGAUAUUAACAGAUUUGUUAUUGAUACUUGUAAAAGACUUAGGGAAAAGAAGUCCUACAUGGUGUACACUGCUGUUGGUUGUCUCGGGGUUUCUGCAUUGAGUGAUAUUGUCAGAGAGGUUGAUGCAAUUCAGGCUUGUGGGGGUCAGGUAACUGCUGAUGGGAAACGCCAAAGAACAGGCGGAGGGAUACUCUGGGGCAUCAUCAAAGUAAGAGAACCAAAUGCCUAUAGAGAAAUCAUGAAGAGGGCAAAGGAAUUUGAGAAGCAAUUUAAGCCACAGAAUCCCGCACUUGCAGCAGGGCAAGGAAAUAAGGCAUCUCCCAAUCCAACCUCAGAGGGAAAUCCUGCCAGUAAUCCCGAGGCUUCUGAUAGUUCACCUCAUGUAGAAAGUCAAGGUGGGCACUUCUGUAGUGAAGAGACUCGAAAACCCAUCAAGGAUCGUAUGAGAGUCCCAGUCUCGUACGAGGACAUAGUAGGUGAUGCAGAGGGAGCAGAGUGAAAUUUGCAUCCACCGAGGUUUGACUUAUUGUACGGUUGUGGAGCUAUAAUUUGAGCCGAUUCGUAUUCUCUAGUUAUGGGAGAGUUUGGGGAAUCGCCUGAGGAGAAGUGCAUUUCUAUACUGCAACUUUGGUGGCUGAGUUACUGUUUCUUUGCUCUAGUUUGCCUUUUGUGCAUAGGAUGUACAUUUUGACCAUUACUAUGUCAUCUUUUCGGUUUUAUCAGAGGAAAAGAGGGAUAACACAUAAUUUACAGUAGAGGAAUUUUACCCGUUUUGACAUUUGAUGAUUCGAUGUGAUGAGAUUUGGUGAACUCAAAUUUCUGCCUGUAAACAUCUAACAAAUGAUCUCUUCUCAUGCA